AAAUGAGCUCAUUAUUAUGUGAACGGUUCCUCAUUUAUAUAAAUGAGCAAGUGCCUAAAUGAGAUAGUGCGAACCUGGUAUAAUAAAAGCUUCUUCACACACAAAAAUACAACACUGCGCGCAAUAUACCAAAGAAAAAGGUAAACAAUGAUAAUUGGUAAAAUUAGUCUAGACCAAAUCGUUGAAAACUAUUCGUCAUUUUCGCGGCGGAGUGACGUUGGAUUGCAAGAAGAAAUAGCAAUAUUCGUCUAAAAUAGAGAAAAAAAAUUUAAUUGUUUUAAAAAUAUUAUUUUGUUUAACAAAUAAAAGUUAAAAAUGUCAAAAUUAUUGGGUGUGCCGCUAAAGAAACCGUCCGAAGUUGAUGUGGUCACACCACUUAACAACCUCAUACAGGGAACCUACAGUGCGGCUCCAGCAGCCGAUAAAGCGAGUUACAGUGAAGCUGUAAAUAAUUUUUCCUCACAACGCAAAACGGCAAUUUGGAAAUUUUUCGAAAAGAACGAAGGUUCCUUGGAAAUUGUUUAUAGCUAUUAUGAUCAAAUUUGUGCACUUGAGACAAAAAUCUCAGUUAACGAACUGCAAAUUCCCUUUAAGUGGAAAGAUGCUUUUGAUAAGGGCUCUAUCUUCGGUGGAAGAAUCAGUUUAACACACACUUCACUUUUGUACGAGAAGGUAUGUGUACUCUUCAACAUAGCGGCACUGCAAAGUAAUGUAGCGGCUGCACAAUCGUUAGAUUGUGAUGAUGGCUUGAAAAUGGCAUUGAAACUAUUACAGCAAAGUGCAGGUAUAUUCCAGUAUUUGAAAGGUGCUACACCAGCUGCCAUUCCUUCGGAACCCACUCCAGAUUUAACGCAAGACAUGUUGACUGUGCUGCAAGCUUUAAUGAUUGCACAAGCGCAGGAAGUUGUUAUACUGAAAGCAAUCAAAGAUAAUAUGAAAGAUCAAAUCAUUGCAAAACUCUGCUGCCAGGCUGAAGAAUUCUAUGCUGAUGUUCUACGUGCCAUGCAAAAAGAAUCUGUGCGUAGCUUAUGGGAUAAAGAAUGGAUACCAACUGUGGCUGGUAAGCAGGCUGGUUGUCACGCGCUAACACAGCUCUAUCAGAGUUUGGUCUGUCGCGCCUCUAAAAAGAUUGGAGAAGAAAUUGCGCGCUUACGGUCUGCAGUUGAUCUAUUCAAAGCAGCUCAAACACGUUCUGGCAACGCAACAUACUUGGAUGAAUAUUUUAACCGUGCUAAACGGAACCUAGCAGAAUCUACAAAAGAUAAUGAGUUCAUUUAUAAUGAAAUGAUACCGGACAUAAGUACUUUGGCUGCACCAGGCAAAGCACAAUUGGCCAAGGCAUUGCCAUUAGCAUCGCCUAUGUCUACUAACUUUAAAGAUAAAUUUGAUAAUUUGGUGCCUGUUGAACUACACAAUGCUAUAAUGGCUUCUGAUACGCGCAAGAAUGAAAUUGUCAAUGCAGAGGUAAUGAAAUUACGUGAGGCAACGCAGACAUUAAAUGCGGUAUUGGCAAGUUUAAAUUUGCCAGCAGCUAUAGAAAUAACCGAUGGCAGCAGUGGAUUACCACCUUCUUUGCUGGAUAAAGCACGUGAUGUGCGCGAAAAAGGUGGUAUUGAUGGUGUGCAGUCAUUGCUUAAAGAGUUACCAGAGUUGCUUAACCGUAAUAAAGAAAUAUUGGAUGAAACAGAACGUAUGCUAGAUGAGGAACGUGAUUCUGAUAAUCAAUUGCGUGCACAGUUUAAUGAACGUUGGUCUAGAAUCUCAUCAGAUAAAUUAACUGAAAUGUUCCGGACUAAUGCAAAGAAAUAUCGUGAAGUGAUAUUCAAUGCUAUUGAAGCAGACAAAGUUGUGCGGCAGAAAUUUGAAGCCAAUCAAAAGGGUAUAAGCUUAUUAUCACUCUCACCAGAACAAAUAAAUCAAGCGGUGCCGAGUGCUAAUGGCACCGUCGAUCCUAAUUGUCCAAGUGUGCAAAAAUUAAGAGCAUUAAUGGAAUCUGUGGAAACAAUAAAAGCAGAACGUGAUGCUAUCGAGUCAGAACUUAAAGGUGCGACGUUCGAUAUGAAACAUCAAUUCCUGCAAGCAUUACAAAAGGAUGGUGCAAUAGAUGAACCAGCGCUAUCUCUUAUGCGCAUUGGUGAAGUACUAAAUCCAUUGCAAGCACAAGUAAAGGAAAGUAUUGAACGACAACAAACAAUAAUUGCUGAUGUACAACAAGGACAUAAUGAAUUUAUCAGUGAAACUGGUAAUUGCGGUAGUUCACGCGAUAAACUGUAUCAAGAAUUAGCUACAGCUUAUGAUAGCUUUAUAGAGUUAUUAGGCAAUCUUAAAGAAGGCACUAAGUUUUAUAAUGAUUUAACGCAGUUAUUGGUUGUAUUUCAAAAUAAGAUUUCCGACUUCUGCUUUGCACGUAAAACUGAAAAGGAGGAAUUGCUUAAAGAUUUGACAACAGAGUCGAGCAGACAAGCACCAGGACCAACACCCGCACUACCAUCCCAUUAUGCUUCAACAUCAGGCAGUGGAAGUGAUAUAACAGCACCAACUAUUGCGCCAUCUCCAGUACCUGCUGCCCCUACUGCGGCUUCAACAAAUAUGCCAUAUCCACAACAAAUGCAAGGCAUGCCAGUACCAUAUGGAGCAGCACCAAAUAUGCCGUAUCCUGCUUAUGCGCCACCACCAAUGCCGCAAGGCUUUAAUCCAUAUGCUACGCUUCCUUAUCCAGGAUCUGCUUACCAAUACAGUGGUUUCCCACAAGGACCGCAACCGGGACAUUAUGGUACAUACCCCGGCAGUUUUGCACAUCAACAAGGUGGUUAUCCUAACCAGAAACCACCAGGCUGGUAAACUAAUUUCUGAAUACAAUUAUCGAAAGCUUUUUUUUCUCACGAAAGUAAUUAUUUUUAUUUUUUAAACAAUUUUAUAUAUAACAUUAAAUUAACUAUAAAUUAUAUAUAUAAAUUUAUAUAUCAAAAAUGCACGUGAUUAUGUUGAGAUAUGAAAGCAUUUAAAUAUAAGAACAAAUAAUCUGUUAUGUUAAUUGAAUUGUGGUUAAAAACUUUUAAAAUUAUUU
Molecule: messenger RNA, 3067 nt
Organism: Teleopsis dalmanni
Lineage: Eukaryota; Metazoa; Arthropoda; Insecta; Diptera; Diopsidae
Product: programmed cell death 6-interacting protein-like
Exons: 7
Coding region: 316-2841 (841 amino acids)
Biological process (GO): mitotic cytokinesis
Cellular component (GO): endosome
Molecular function (GO): protein binding
Source: RefSeq, a predicted model, not a curated record